AUGACCUCAAGAAGUAAGAGAGUGUUUACUGUAAACAACAUAUCUGGCCAGGUACCUGAAGCUGCAGGAACAUCUGUAUCACAACAGUCUGCUUUAGAAGUAGGGCAACAGUUAGAUGUAUCAAAGUUAUCAGCAUCAUCAUAUACGUUGGAAGAUGCAUAUUGGUCUGAUCAGCACAGAAAAAUGGGCAUAGCUCGUUCCUUACAGCAAGAGCCGGCUUCGGAGGAAGCUUAUGUGAAGAUUCAAGAGGAACAGAUAAAGUUUAUCAAGAAACACUUUACACAAAAAGAGUGCAGACGUUUUGUGCCCCAGCCUGAUCAGUGUGGAAAUGGCAAAUCAUGCAAAGUGAAAGCAUUAAAAUGUCACUGUGGUGAAAACUUGUCUGUGCAUUUUGAGAACGGCUCAACUAUACCAGAAGAAUAUAUCUCACUGGCUAGACGUUUAGAAGAUAUUCUCACUGAAACUCUGCCAGCUCCUAAAGUUAAAUGGAGUGCUAAAGACGAUUUCACCAAAAGUGUAACAAAUGCCUUUGGAAAAAUUGAUUUUAAUAUUGAACAGAUUGGAGGAAAGAAACCAGCCAAGUAUGUCAGACUUAGUUCUGAUGACAGUGUUGAUGAUUGUCUGGAGCUGAUGAAAAAAUUCUGGUACUUCAUGGAACCAGAGCCACCCAAACUGGUUAUUUCAGUCGUUGGUGGUGCCAAAAACUUCAAGCUGGAUGGUCGCAACAGAUCCAUAUUCUCUACUGGGUUGAUUAAGGCUGCCAAAACUACCAAAGCAUGGCUGAUCACUUCUGGAUUUAACAUGGGUGUCAUGAAGUCUGUAGGGCAGGCUGUACAUGAAGGACAAUCAUUUCAGUGGAGCAAUGACCGGGUAUCUCAUGUCCUUCGCUGCAUAGGCAUUGCUCCUUGGGGUUAUGUCAAGGACAGGCAGUGCUUAGAAAGUGAUGGAAAUGGUAAAUUUAAUGCACACUAUCGCUCAAGUACAGUGAUUGAGCACAAGCAGCCAGUUCCACUCAACCCAGAUCACACUCACUUCAUCUUUGUUGACGAUGGGUACAGAGCUCGUUAUGGGGGAGUGGCCAAAUUUCGGUCUGGGUUUGAGAAAAAAAUAGCACAGGACACAGAUGGUGGUUUGGGAAUUCCUGUUGUCCUUCUUCUGGUAGAAGGAGGCACAGAUGCCAUUCAGGAUGUGAGUGCAUCACUUAGUCAAGGAAUCCCUGUGGUUGUGUGUGCAGGCACAGGUCGCGCUGCUGAUAUCAUAGCGUAUGCUUUCAACCACACAGUAACAGUCAACAGCAAGCAGCGAACAAUGUCAGAAAACAACAGAGAAAAGCUAAAACAAAAGAUAGCCCAGACUUACAAGCCAAAAGAUGAGGAACUUGAAAAUCUGACAGCAAAUGUCAUAAAAUCCUGUCAACAAGAGGAUUUGAAACAUGAAGAGCUUGAUCUGGCCAUUUUGUCUGUUUUGCUGAAAGGGAAGACUAACUCCUCUCUUGCAUCUCAGUUAAUGCUUGCCAUGACCUGGAAUAGAGCUGAUAUUGCACAGGAGGAAAUCUUCAGAGAAGAUGUCAACUGGAGUGAGGAAAGCUUGGAAAGCUUUUUAACCACAGCCCUGAUAGAAGACAAAAUUGAGUUUGUCAAGCUGCUACUAAACAAUGGAAUCAUUAUGCAAGAGUAUCUGACAACACAGCGCCUGGAGACUUUGUACAACUCGAUUCCAGAGCACUUUUACUUACAUCAGAUUUUGAAAACAUCAGCAAAUUCUAAGACAGGACCGUUUACUGUGAAAGACAUCAGUAACUUUCUCCAGGACUUGCUCGACAGAUAUGAUGAUGAUGAGCUGGUGGGCAAUCAGAAGGGGCCAAAACUCUUCAGGAAUCCGUACAAACAGUUACUUAUCUGGGCAGUGCUUAUGAACAGAAGUGAGUUAGCUCAUCUGUUCCUGGAACUAGGAGAAGAGCCUAUAACAAGUGCACUCAUUUGUACUGCCCUGUGUUCUGGCAUGGAGAGUAAAGUGCCAAAGUUCAUGUCUGUCAUCAGAGAUAGUUUCCACAACAUGAAAGUUGAAUUUGAGAAGCUGGCGAUUGGUGUUCUUGAUGAAUGUCAUGGUAAUAACCCAGACAAGGCUGUCAUGCUUGUAGGAAGGAAGUCUCCGGUGUGGAGUAACCUAACUUGCCUGCAGAUUGCUAUCUCUGCUGCUGACCAGGCAUUUGUGUCAUCUGUGGCUUGCCAGAAUUCCAUUGACAAUGUCUGGAAAAGUGGAAUCAUAUCAAGUUGGCCAAAGGUGUUUAUGUGUGCUGUAUUCCCUCCAUUCAUUCUGUUUUUUGUUGAAAUGAAUCUGAUGGGAAGGAAGGUUAUGUCCAAAACUCAAAAGAUUCUUACAUUUUAUACUGCUCCAUUGACAAAGUUUUCAUUGUUUUCGGCUGCAUAUGUGGUCUUCCUAGCCUUGUUCACAUACAUGAUAUCUGUGGAUUAUAAUCAAGUUCCCUCAGUCACUGAAUGGAUUGCAAUUGUGUGGAUUUUUACCUUCUUUGUAGGGAAGAUCCAUGCAUUCCUUGUGUUUCCAUCUGCAUCUUUUUCUGGGAAAAUGAGAGACUACUUUGGCAUUUUUGACAGACUGGACUUUGUCAACUUGGUGCUGGCUAUGUGUGCUUUUUGUGUACGAUGGAGCCAUGUCAAUGAGGGCAAAGUAAUCUACUGCAUCAACGCCAUUAUCUUCUAUAUUAGUAUCAUGAAGUUGUACACAGCAAAUAGGAUUCUUGGUCCCAAGCUUUAUAUGAUCAACCGCAUGCUGGUUGAACUGGGCAAUUUUUGCAUGGUUCUUGUUGUGUUCCUGCUGGCUUACGGUGUGGCAAGUCAGGCACUUCUCUACAAACACAGAGAUACUUCUUGGCAGAUCCUCAAGGAUAUACUCUACUUUCCCUACUGGCAGCUUUACGGGGAGCUUUUCCUAGAAGAGCUGGAGACUGACGAUGCAUGCACUAGAGCACUUCAGGAUUCUUUAAAUGGUGCUCUAACAGAUGUAGAGAACACGUGCCGAACAUUCCACUGGCUGGUGCCAGUAUUACUGGCUCUCUAUUUGCUCAUGGGAAAUGUCCUUUUGCUGAAUUUACUUAUUGCCAUUUUCAGCCAUGUUUUUGAGACUGUGGAGAACAACUCCAUUGAGAUUUGGAAGUUCCAGAUGUAUUUUCUUGUCAUGGAGUUUCAGAAUCAACCUCUCAUGUUUCCCCCACUUAGUGUAUUCUUCAAUGCCUGGCAUUUCAUACAAUGGAUGUGUAACUGGCUUUCUUGUCACAAGCAACCAAAACCUGAACAGUUCAGGAAGUACCAUUUAGAAUACUUGUCUCUGUUUGAAAAAGAAAUGCUGGCAAACAAACUGAGGCCAGUAAAGGCUAAUAUCAUUUACUCUCUUGACAUGAAGUUUAAUGCGCUCCUAAACAGAAUGGAUGAGCUUACCAAAAUGAUUGAAGAAGAAGUGUUAUCAAAUUUGCCAAAUGAGACACUCAAGAGCAAACAAGAAACAAAUAACACGAAGACAAAGACACAAGAACGUCACUCAGAAUCAGCUUCAGCCAAACCAGAACUGAAUGAAGAAAAUCUGCCAAACUCUGCAUCUGUCAAAGUUAUGGCAAGGGCAGAUGAAGAAAAUCUGCCAAACUCUGCAUCUGUCAAAGUUAUGGCAAGGGCAGAUGAAGAAAAUCAGCAACCUGCCAGCAAAGACACAGAGCUUCAUGUUUCCUCAGAUGCUGCUAUGGCAAGUCAUUCACCAAAUGAGGACCAAAUGUCCCAGCUGUCCAGUCAGCAUGGGUACAGUGACAAAAAUGAGAAAGUUCAUGUGUCAGUGGAUAAUGUGAAUGGUUCCAGUUUAUCAAAAGAUUCGUUAUCAAGGUAUGUAGUAAACCAGUCUCUGGAUUCAAAUGAAGACUUAGUUCCAGUGGAAAUGUUACCUAAUGAAGAGUCAAUGAUAAGAACACCACACAGAUCCAAGAAAUAUUCUGCAAAGAAGUUGAAUAAACACGCAUCAUUUGACUCUACUGACAGUGAUACUCCUCACCAGAAGAUGCGUGUCAGACGACAUAUGAAACAGCAAAGUGAUGACGACCUACAAAGCCGCAUAGAAAGGGCUAGUCACUCUAAUUAUACUAGAAAAAUGCUUUAA
Candidula unifasciata is the source of this 4158-nucleotide messenger RNA. NCBI's taxonomy places the organism in Eukaryota, Metazoa, Mollusca, Gastropoda, Stylommatophora, Geomitridae. The record is from the annotation of a GenBank genome assembly.